This is a messenger RNA of Sclerotinia sclerotiorum 1980 UF-70, 603 nucleotides long. RefSeq lists its product with no specific name. The transcript has a single exon. NCBI's taxonomy places the organism in Eukaryota, Fungi, Ascomycota, Leotiomycetes, Helotiales, Sclerotiniaceae. The record is from RefSeq and is a predicted model, not a curated record. Bases 1 to 603 code for a protein of 200 amino acids.
AUGCGAAAGACUUGGACCACUGAGGCAACUCGUUUAUGCAUAUGGCUUGCCCUAGGCGUGCGUGAAUAUGAAAUGAAACAAAUACGAGAAAAUACGAAAGAAAGCAACAAGAAGUGGGAACUAACCUAUAGUAAUUACGGAAAUACCAUUUCAGGCCUCUGGUUUCUUGAGUCGGACAUAUAUGAGUCCGUUGCAGAUUUUAUGAGCGUUUUGGACGAAAAAAUAUCCUUCGACCCUAAUAGAGAAUUCAAUGCCUCCAAAAUUGCAAGCUGUCUUUAUAAAUUUAAUCAUCACUGGCAAGUACUUGUGGUGGUCCCACAAGAACCAGAAAUCGACCUGGGCGACAUCUUACCAGGAGAGUUCAGUGAAUUCGGUUUCUCAGCGGUUCUCGAAGCAACCAUGCGUCUUAUGCCUGGUACCAAGAAUGAUACUCCAUUGUGGUGGGAAAUUAUCCAGAAGAAAUGGGUGUUUAUUUUCCAGAAAUAUUUAAAAAACCAGCUCCGAGUACGGCUCAUUCCAUUCCGCAAUCCUAUUACGAGGAAGAGGUUCCACUUCAUUCGCCUGAUCAAAACCCUAACACUCUCGUUUACAAUUCCAACUUAG